Messenger RNA from Pipra filicauda (Wire-tailed manakin), 1211 nucleotides. Its product is annotated as butyrophilin subfamily 1 member A1-like. Lineage: Eukaryota; Metazoa; Chordata; Aves; Passeriformes; Pipridae. The record is from RefSeq and is a predicted model, not a curated record. Gene Ontology annotation, molecular function: protein binding. The transcript is spliced from 6 exons. Bases 83 to 1192 code for a protein of 369 amino acids.
UUGUUUUAAAUUCCCUUGUUUGUCUUCCCUUUUGCCCUUUGCCUGUCCUUCCCCAUCUCCAGGUUGUGCUCCAGGGAGGAGGAUGCUCUGUGGUUCCCCCAUCCACUGCUCUCUGCCGGCUUUUGUCAUUUCCACUUUAGUUUUCCAAGUUCCUCAGGGGCACUCAGCUCCACUCACCGUCACUGCACCCCCCGGCCCCAUCACCGUGGCCAAGGGCGAGGACGUGGUGCUGCCCUGCCGCUUCUCCCCGGGGCAGAAUGCACAGGACACGGAGGUGACCUGGUUUCGGGAGCACUUCUUGCCCUUUGUGCAUCGCUACAAGUGGGGCCAGGACCAGUUUGGGGAGCAGAUGGUUCAGUACCAAGGGCGCACUGAGCUGGGGAAGGACGGCCUUGCCAAGGGCAGCGCGGACUUGAGGAUCUUCCAUGUCCAACUCUCUGACACAGGGAAUUACACCUGCUUUGUUCGUCGUGGCUCAGAUUAUGAUGAGGCUGUGGUGGAGCUCAAGGUGACAGAUCCCUUUCUACGAAGUAUCUAUCCUUGGAUUAUUGCCCUGGUCCUGGUCCUGGCUGCUGUGGUCGCUCUGAUUUGCUUUGCAGUUUAUCUACUUAAAAUUAAAGAGGAACAAGCCCAGGAACUCGCCUGGAGAAGACACGCAGUGCCUAUAGAAGCAGGGAACGUGGUUCUGGAUCCAGACACAGCCCACUGUGAGCUUGUCCUGUCUGACAAUGGCAAACGUGUGACACGAUCUUACACACAACAGGACAUCCCUGACAGCCCUGAGAGAUUUAACCCGUGGCGCUGCGUUCUGGGCUGUGAGGGCUUCAGCUCGGGGAGACACUACUGGGAGGUGGAGGUGGAGAAUGCAGGAGAAUGGAUUGUGGGGAUUUUUAGAGAUGGUGCGGAAAGGAAGGGUGAUAUUGAGUUUAAACCAGAGAAAGGCAUCUGGGCAGUGGGGAAAGGGGCAGUAUUCUUGAAAGCUUUCACCUCCCCUAGUCCCACUCUGUUUCCUGAAAUCAAGGCUCCCAGGCGGAUCCGGGUCUCUCUGGAUUAUGAAAUGGGACUGGUGGCAUUUUUCAGUGUUGAUGACGGGAUUCCCAUCUUCACGUUUCCACGGGUAUCAUUUGGGGGGAAAAAAGUCCACCCUUGCUUCUGGCUGGGUCCUGAGACAUGUCUGAAAAUAUGUCCCUGAUGAAGAGGAGGCAGUAAGA